UCGGGGUGGGGGCAUGGAACACUAUGGUGCAUCCACCUUCUUGAGGCUUGACUUGUUUGCGGACUCAUGUGGUAACCGCCAUUCUUUUGCGGUAAUGUAGUCACCUUCGCAAUUUCGCAAUGGUUUCUAUUGUCUUUCGGCCAUUUUCAAUUUGCUGUCAUCACAAGGAAACCGAGGUGACCAAAUAUUGUACAUUUUGGCACUUCUGGCUCGAUCGCCAUAGUGAAUACCAACAACGAAAUGUCAUCAUAUUACUUCGAAAACGUAGCGUCUGAGCCUCUUUGAAAUUGCGACAAAGCAAAGUACUGCAAUACAAUCAAAAUUCAAUGAAACUGAACUCGUAGCACGCCUUUCAUACGCGGUAUCUUGGCGUGUCUUGCGCUGGCUUAGCCCGUGAAUUGUCGCACCAAUCCAACUAAUUUUCAGUUCACCGCCAUUGACAACCAAUUACACGCUUGCUCAGUGGAAGAAAUGAACGCCACGGAAGCUAUUGUUUGCCGAAAGUUCGACGAGGAAAAGCAGUCUUGGAGUUACGUUGACCACCUCCAAGUGCCAAAGAGAGACAUCCUUCAACUUGUUCUUCUUCCCAAUGGGGGAAUGGUUAUAAUGUUGGACGCGCCCAACCUCUAUGUAUAUGAUGGGAAUGAAUUGAAGCUGGUUUCGCAGAACUUCCCUUUUUACAAGGAAAGCAACUUUACUGAUUACGAAUGCCGUACUCCAAUUUCGAAUGAUGAGAUUGUGGUUGGCAUGGCCUCGAGAAAGAAUGAAAAUUAUGUCGCCGAUAGCCACCUUUAUUUGAUCAACCUGUCAAACGGAAAUAUGACGAAGGUCGGGCCUAUUGACUCACGCGCGAGACGCUCAAAGUGUGGGGCUUAUGGGCCCCCUGGGAAUCGGAAGGUGUUCAUCUUUGGCGGAAUAACUACUGACACCGUGGGUCAAUACAGGUCAUUCAGAGGUGCCAUCAUUUUUGAUAGAAACUCCGGGAAGUUCACCUAUCCUGGAGGAAGAACGGGCCAAACUUUCCGACAUACCACUCCGUAUGAAGACACCUUUUUGAACAAUAAUAUAUUUAUUUCGUCUGCAAUCCUAACACUCCAGUAUAACAAUACGGACGCCAAACUUCAAAGAAAGGGCCAUAUCCGUGGUCGAUAUCAUUUUAUGUCUACGAUCUCGUCUAAGUAUUUGACCUGUACGGCGUGAUUCCAGAUUUAAUUUCUGGUGAUCCAGGGAGUCAUCUAUCAUCUAUUGACAAUCCAUUUCAGCGACCCUAUUUAAGCCAUCAUUUAGUAUAUUGAAUUAAUGACUCGUACGAGAAAUACAAUGUCUUCAUUCACUACAUUGCACCUAAAUAAAUGAGGCUAUGAGUU
Molecule: messenger RNA, 1367 nt
Organism: Tigriopus californicus
Lineage: Eukaryota; Metazoa; Arthropoda; Copepoda; Harpacticoida; Harpacticidae
Exons: 2
Coding region: 472-1200 (242 amino acids)
Molecular function (GO): protein binding
Source: RefSeq, a predicted model, not a curated record